AUGCAGACCCCUGACGAAAAGUCAGAGUCCAAUCGAGGAAUGUCGUUUAUAAAGCAUAUCUUUGAUAAGAUUCCCAAGAGGGAGGACUUCAAACGAUUCUUCUCUUUCGCUCGCCUUUUGUUUUCGCUGAACUACACCAAGGUCGAUAUUGCAUUGAUCAUUGUUGGCACCUUCUUUGCAAUUGCCGCCGGUGUCCCAGAGCCCUUACUUGGUAUUGUACUUGGUCAACUCAUCAACGAACUCAACGAAGUUUCCUGCUCCGCAAGCGUCUACGAUCCGUCCUCCGUCCGAACCAAAGUCCUUUACCUCAUCUACAUCACAAUCUUCAAUUUUGCGAGCAUCUACAUUUACGCGUCAUGCUGGGCUCUCGUGAGCGAGAGAAUCGCUCGUCGCUACCGGAAGGCUUACUUCCGCAGCGUCAUUCGCCAGGAAGCUGCGUUCCAUGACAAGCUGCCCUCCGGUCAGGUCAUCUCCCGGUUGGUCAGUGAUGUUGAGACGCUGCAGUCAGGUACCUCCGAGAAGGUCGGUAUAUACUUGGCCACCCUAUCAUACUUUGUGACAGCCUACGUUGUCGCUUUCAUCAAGGUGCCCAUAAUUGCUGGAAUCUUGAUUGCAGCUAUUCCCUGCUUCUUUGCUAUGGCUCUUGUCGGAGGACAUCUCGCUGCACGAUACGGAGCACGCGUCACAAAACAUGUGGACCUUGCAACUUCGAUCGCAUCGUCUAGUCUGUCGCACCUCAAGAUAGUCCAUGCCUUCAAUGCUCAAAAGCGCCUUGAGGACCUUUUCUCGGGUCACCUCAUACAGUCCAGGAAGGACGCCAUCAAAAAGGCAGCCGUUCAUGCUGCACAGAUGGGAACUUUGUUUUUCAUUGUCUAUUCAUCGAAUGCCCUGGCAUAUUGGAAGGGUGCUCAUCUGAUAGCCGACUCCGUUGAUGGGUUGAGCUCUGGGGUGUCCGUUGGUGCAGUAUAUACUGUGAUCUUCAUUCUGAUCGAUGCAACCUUUAUCUUCAGUCAAGUCUCACCCUAUAUGCAUGUUUUCAGUGCCGCUACCAGUGCAUCUGAGCGCCUGAUGGAAGUCAUUAAUCGCGAUUCUGCCAUUGAUGGCACAUCUCGUACUGGAGAGGACAGUGCAAACCUGGGAGAUGCGGAGACCAUCUUCAAGGAUAUUGAGUUCUCUUAUCCUGCUCGUUCUGAGAUGCCAGUCUUGCAGGGAUUGAGCCUGUCAAUCCCACCGAAGCAACAUACUGCCAUAGUGGGCCCAUCUGGAGGUGGAAAAUCUACCAUUGUCGCUCUUCUCGAGCGCUUUUACGAUCCUUCGAGCGGAACCAUUCAUAUCGGAGACCAGAACAUUCAAAGUCUCAAUGUUGCCAGCUUGCGCGGUCAGAUGGGCUUUGUGCAGCAAGAAUCUCAGUUGCUAGAUCGUUCUAUUGUAGAAAACAUUGCCUAUGGUCUGGUCGGUACCGCUGAGCUUGACCUAGCUGAAGCAAUUUUGGAUAUGAGCCUGACUGAGGUCGUCACUAGCAUUCAAUCCGGAAUUUCUGAGGAUCAGGCCCUAGCAACUUGUGAUUCACGAGUUACAGAAAUCUUCAAACGUGCAAAGGUGGCUGCUGACAGGGCAAAUGCACUCUCGUUUAUUGAGUAUUUGGCAUUCGGUAUAGCCAGCCCUGUGGGUACCUCCGGCAGUCAGCUUAGUGGUGGCCAGAGGCAGCGUAUCGCGCUUGCUACAGCCCUCAUUCGUGAACCCAAGAUGCUCAUUUUAGACGAAGCAACAGCAGCGCUUGAUUCCAUGAGUGAGCAGUUGAUUCAGUCAUCUUUGCAAAAGCUUGCUGGAACUGCCACCAUCGUGUCUAUCGCACACCGGCUGGCUGCUGUGCAGGAUGCAGAUCAAAUCAUCGUCAUUCAAAAUGGCCGUUUGGUCGAGUGUGGUUCUCCCCAGCACUUGCUGCAGAGUGGUGGAGCGUAUUCAACAAUGAUCAAUCAGCAAAAGCUUGACAACGCUGAGUUCGACAACAUACGGGGAUCUUUAAGCGAUGACAACAGCUCUCUAGUAUUGGAAAAGCACGAUGCGAUUUCCAAAGAGACAGCUGUAGACAAAGAGAAAAGUGUCUACCUCGCAGAGGAAAAGGGUGGCAUUCACACCCAGACCGAAGAUGAUCCUGCGACCCCAGCAGAAGAGCCAAGGCAUUCAAAACGUGUCACUGCCAAAAUAUGUUUCGCCUUUAUUCGUCCCAACAUUCUUCUCAUUCUUCUCGGUCUUGCUAUGUCAGUCAUCAUUGGAGCUAGCUACAGCUCAAAUGCAAUCCUCUUUGGAAAUACUGUGGGCGGUUUGAGCCCAUGCAAAGGCACGGCCAAUAUCCGAUAUAGUGGAAACUUGUUUGGCGGUAUGUUCUUCAUGGUCGGAUUUGUGGAGCUUUUUGCAAAUGUCAUUGGCGGAUGUGCCUAUGGAUGGGCGGCAGACCAGAUAUUAUAUCGUCUUCGCCUCGCUUCCCUGAGAUCUCUUCUCAGUCAAUCCAUGACAUGGCAUAGUGCCGAAGGACGGACCCCAGGUCUCCUCAUUGCUUAUAUCACUGGAGAUGCCUCAGCUAUAAGUGGUCUUACCGGUACUACCAUUGGGCUCCUUCUUGCGACCGGUGUGAAUCUCUUCGCCGGUAUCAUCAUAUCAUUUGUUGUUGCAUGGAAGAUUUCGAUUGUCCUUGUUCCUACUAUUCCUAUCUUGCUAUUGGCUGGAUUCAUGAAGCUUCGUGUUCAGGGUCAAUUCGCGGAACGACACAAGAAAGCCUUUUCUCGUGCCACAGAAAUCACUGUUGAGGCUCUUGGCAAUUUGCGUUUUGUUGCAGGAUUCUCUUUGGAGAAUCAACUAUACCGAGAAUUCCUCUCGGCUAUCCAAAAGCCUUACAAGAACACCACGAAAGCCAUUGCCUGGGGAAACUUCUGGCUGGCAUGGGCCUUUAGUGUCAGCAACCUCAUCAGCGCUCUUGCGUACUGGUGGGGCUCUAAACAAAUCGCAUCCGGGCUUUAUUCUCAAACACAAUUUUUCAUCGUUCUGCCAGCACUGCUUUUCAGCACCCAGUCAUGUGGUCAGAUGCUUGCCUUAGCUCCAGAUCUUUCCAAAGCGGGAAAGUCUGCUUCGCGUAUCGUCGACCUGGUGAAGGAAAACUCUGCGGAGCAAGAACACGCUGGCGAUCGGUACAUUCAGACUAUCCCCGUCGAUGCGGUGCCAGGCAAGGACACAGAGGCCAACGUUUCCGCUGACACGACAUCGCCAUCAAGCUCUCUUGGUCCCGUGGGUGCGAUGCUAAACCAAGUCUCUUUCUCGUACCCAAAAUCUUCCCAUAUCACAGUGCUGAAUGAGCUGAGCGUUGACUUCAGACCCGGUGGCUUUUACGCACUGGUUGGUCCCAGUGGCUCGGGCAAAUCAACAAUCUUCAGCAUGCUGGAGCGGUUUUACAAACCCUCUUCUGGCUCCGUUGUGAUCAAUGGACAAGACAUCAACCGAGUCCUGGCAACAAGCUUCAGAGAUGACAUUGCACUUGUUCCCCAAGAGAACGUUCUCUUUGAGGGAACCUUGGCUUUCAACAUUGGACUGGGUGCUCGAGUCGGCCACAUAGCAACUCAGACUGAGAUUGAGGAAGCCUGCAAGCUUGCUCAGAUCCACGAUGUAAUCAUGAGACUUCCCGAGGGCUAUGAGACAUUCUGCACUCAUGAUGGUAAGCAGUUCUCUGGUGGGCAACGCCAGAGAUUGUCAAUUGCACGGGCCUUGGUCCGAAAGCCAGGUCUUCUCCUCCUUGAUGAGUCAACGAGCGCCCUCGAUGGUGAAUCUGAACGUAAGAUCCAAGACGCACUGGCUGCACUCUCGGGAAAGACCACCAUCAUCGCUAUCGCACAUCGGUUGAAAACGAUUUAUCGCGCCAAUCAGAUUUUCCUUAUCCAGGACGGUUCUUGUGUUGACCGUGGAACCCACGCAGAGCUUGUUGAACGCAGUGAGAUGUAUCGGGAAAGUGUGCUGCAUCAGUCACUUGCUACUUGA
Messenger RNA from Penicillium brevicompactum, 4026 nucleotides. Its product is annotated as ABC transporter ATP-binding protein. NCBI's taxonomy places the organism in Eukaryota, Fungi, Ascomycota, Eurotiomycetes, Eurotiales, Aspergillaceae. The transcript is spliced from 3 exons. Gene Ontology annotation, biological process: transmembrane transport. The record is from RefSeq and is a predicted model, not a curated record. The coding region runs from base 1 to 4026 and encodes 1341 amino acids. Gene Ontology annotation, molecular function: ABC-type transporter activity; ATP binding; ATP hydrolysis activity. Gene Ontology annotation, cellular component: membrane.